AGGAAGCCUAUAUGUAAUCGAAUUCUUGGACCCUCUCUGUUUUUACUUUUCUUUGUGCUUUUAUGAAGCUUAUAUUUAUCUGUACAGCGUUUGCCAAAGAGAGGGAGGGACGAUGAAUCUUGCCGGAUUCUCAACGGCCAUGGAUGGGGUGGCAUGGAGAGGAUUGGUGUACUCGGUGUUCAUACUCCAUUUUGUGUUUGCUUGCCAGCUCCUCCUCCUCCAGCCGCUCGUUUCUGCGUUAGAUGGCAAACCUGGUAGUGACGCGGAGUUGCUUGAGAGGGUUUCGCAAAGUAUAAAAGUGAAACGCUAUAGUGAGGCACUUGAUGAUCUUAAUUCUGCUAUAGAGGCAGAUCCAACACUUUCGGAAGCUUAUUUUCGCCGUGCAUCCGUUCUUCGUCAGCUAUGCAGAUAUGAGGAAUCUGAGAAGAGCUACAAAAAGUUUCUGGAGUUAAAACCUGGGAAUUCAGCAGCAGAAAAGGAGCUUUCUCAAUUGCAUCAGGCUCAGAGUGCUCUAGAUACAGCUUGGACUCUCUUUGAUUCAGAGGACUCGACAAAAUCUCUGGAAUAUGUUGAUAAAGUUGUGCUUGUUUUUUCUCCAGCAUGCUUAAGGGCCAAACUCCUCAAAGUGAAGUUAUUAUUAGCAGAGAGAGACUAUUCCAGUGCAAUAUCUGAGUCUGGACUUGUUCUCAAGGAAGACGAGGACAAUCUAGAGGCUUUAUUGUUACGUGGCCGUGCCUACUAUUAUCUAGGAGAUCAUGAUGUCGCCAUAAGGCAUUUUCAGAAAGGUCUCCGUCUAGAUCCAGAGCACAGUGAACUUAAAAAGGCAUAUUUUGGAUUGAAAAAUUUACUCAAGAAGAGUAAAAGUGCAGAAGAUAAUGUAAAUAAGGGUAAGCUGAGGCUUGCAGUGGAGGAUUUCAAAGCAGCCCUUGCAUUGGACCCUAAUCAUCUUGCACAUAAUGUACACCUUCAUCUUGGAUUGUGUAAGGUGUUAGUCAAGCUUGGUAGGGGAAAGGAUGCUAUAAGCAGUUGCGAUGAAGCACUCAACAUCGAUGGGGAACUUAUUGAUGCUUUAGUUCAGAGGGGUGAAGCUAAACUUCUAACAGAGGAUUGGAAGGGAGCUGUUGAAGAUCUGAAAUCAGCAGCUCAAAAAUCACCUCAGGAUAUGAAUAUUCGGGAAGCACUCAUGAGGGCUGAGAAAGCUUUAAAGAUGAGCCUACGCAAGGACUGGUACAAGAUUUUAGGAGUUUCAAAGACUUCAUCCAUGUUCGAGAUUAAGCGUGCCUACAAGAAGCUUGCUUUGCAGUGGCACCCCGAUAAGAAUGUUGAUAAUAGAGAAGAAGCAGAGGCCCACUUUCGAGAAAUUGCUGCUGCAUAUGAGGUUCUCAGCAAUGAAGAAAAACGAACAAGAUAUGAUAGAGGGGAGGACAUUGAAGAUAUGGGUAUGGGAACAGGUGGAGGCGGUUUCCACCAAAACUUUGGUGGUGGGGGGCAGGAGUAUACAUUUACUUUUGACGGUGGCUUCCCUGGUGGUGGAUUUGGGGGAGGCUUUCCCGGCGGGUUUGAAUUCCAGUUUUGAUUUAGGUAAAGAAUGAGAGGAUGCUUUUUUCCUGAAAGGUUCAUGAAGAAAGUUAUAAAAGUGCAGUUGCUUUAUUUUUCCCAAAGCACCAAUGUGACUAAUUGCUGACUAGUACGUGGCAGUAAAUACUUUGACAAUCCAGAGAGGCUUGGGACAUGAAAAUUAUAUCCCUUGAGAAAGUUUUGCCUUGCGGAAUAUUUGAGUCUGGAAUUUGUAUUUGGUUGAUUGAAGGAAAUUGUUGAGCCCCUGAUUUAGUGUAUAUCAUUUGCGUUUAGAAAAUGGUACCUUUAGAAUCCAACCAGCCACGGAUGCCGGUUGACAUAGUUGAAUUUAUUUUAUUCUCGACAAUGCAAAUAAAUAUUUACCCAAAAAUUGAAA
This is a messenger RNA of Alnus glutinosa, 1954 nucleotides long. RefSeq names its product dnaJ protein P58IPK homolog B. Gene Ontology annotation, cellular component: endoplasmic reticulum lumen. The record is from RefSeq and is a predicted model, not a curated record. Gene Ontology annotation, molecular function: protein binding. Bases 113 to 1576 code for a protein of 487 amino acids. The transcript has 9 exons. Lineage: Eukaryota; Viridiplantae; Streptophyta; Magnoliopsida; Fagales; Betulaceae.